AUGACGGCCCCCAACGGCGUCGGCGCAGACGCAGGCGCAUCGCCGCCCCUCACCGUCCUCGUCUCCUCGCGCGCCGUCCUCACCCUGCCCGACAACUCGCUCGUCGUCUCGCCCGCCAGCAUCGCCAUCUCCCCCGCGACGGGCAAGAUCGUCUCCGUCGCGCCCGAGGUGCUCCCCGCGAGCAGCUUCCCCGCAGGCAGCGCCUACGUCGACCACUCGCCGCGGCUGCUGCUGCCGGGCCUCGUCGACGCCCACGUCCACCUCAACGAGCCGGGCCGCACCGAGUGGGAGGGCUUCUGGACGGGCACGCGCGCGGCGGCCAGCGGCGGCGUCACCACCGUCGUCGACAUGCCCCUCAACGCCAUCCCCCCGACCACCACCGUCGCAAACUUCAACGAGAAGCUGCGCGCCAGCAGGGGCCAGUGCUGGGUCGACGUGGGCUUCUACGGCGGCGUCAUUCCCGGCAAUGCGGAGGACCUGCGGCCGUUGGUCGACGCGGGCGUGCGCGGCUUCAAGGGCUUCCUGAUUGAGUCCGGGGUCGACGAGUUCCCGGCAGUGUCGUCCAAGGACGUGGCCCUCGCCAUGGAGGCGCUCAAGGACAGUGCCACGACGCUCAUGUUUCACGCCGAGAUGGUGCCCGCCGAGACCAACGGCACCACCAACGGCACCAACGGCACCAACGGCCACACCAAGCAGCCCGAGGACCAGACGGCGUAUCAGACGUUCCUCGACUCGCGGCCGCCCUCGUACGAGACGACCGCCGUCGAGGAGAUCCUGUCGCUGGCGCACAUCGCGCCCUCGCUGCCGCUGCACAUUGUGCACCUGUCGGCGACGCAGUGCAUCCCGCUGCUGCGGGCGGCGCGCGCGCGCGGCGUCAACAUCACGGCCGAGACGUGCUUCCACUACCUGGGGCUGUCGGCCGAGGAGAUUGCGCGCGGCGACACGCGCCACAAGUGCUGCCCGCCGAUCCGCGAGGGCCGCAACCGCGACGGCCUGUGGGAGGAGCUCGUCGCCGCCGACUCGUGCAUCCGCACCGUCGUGUCGGACCACUCGCCGUGUACGCCCGAGCUGAAGCUGCUGCCGGAACACCUCCGCGGGGACGACAAGAAGACGGCGGCAGCCUCCUCGCAACCGCAGCAGCAAAACGGCAACAAGGCCAACGGCAGCGGCGGCGACUUCAUGGCCGCGUGGGGCGGCAUCUCGUCCGUCGGCCUUGGCCUGCCGAUCCUGCACACGGCGUCGCGGCAGCGCAUCAAGGCGGGCGGCGCCGGGGCGGCGCCCUCGCUGACGGACAUUGUGCGGCUGUGCUGCCAGGCGACGGCGGAGCAGGUCGGGCUGGCGCACCGCAAGGGCGCGCUGGCGGCGGGCAUGGACGCCGACGUGUGCGUCUUCGACGACGCCGAGGCGUGGACCUUUACGCAGGGCGACAUGCGCUGGAAGAACCGCUGCUCGCCGUGGGAGGGGCGCGAGUUUGUCGGCCGCGUGCGCGAGACGUGGCUGCGCGGGCGCAAGGUGUUUGAGCUGGACGCGGGGCGGGGCGGGUUCGUGGUGGACGCGCCGUUUGGCGAGAGCAUCACGGAGAGGAGGACCAGGUGA
Messenger RNA from Purpureocillium lilacinum, 1596 nucleotides. RefSeq lists its product as uncharacterized. Gene Ontology annotation, molecular function: allantoinase activity. Gene Ontology annotation, cellular component: cytoplasm. The record is from RefSeq and is a predicted model, not a curated record. Gene Ontology annotation, biological process: purine nucleobase catabolic process. NCBI's taxonomy places the organism in Eukaryota, Fungi, Ascomycota, Sordariomycetes, Hypocreales, Ophiocordycipitaceae.